AGUCCAGCGAUUCCUAGCUAUUAUGGCAUAUAACAUGUCGAGGGAACUGGCGCGCGCGCACGCCCCUCUCAUGUCUUCCUUCUCCCCUCGGCACCAACGCUUUCUUGAGCGCCUCAACGCGCUUCUCGACGACCCGCUCGCGCCGCUUCCAAAAAAGCAGCAGGCGGCGUUCAACAAGCAGCUCAAGGAGCGGCUCGCCAUCGUCAAGGCCUACGCCGGAGCUGCCACCCCGCGGCGCUCGAAGGGCGUGCAUCGAGCCCGGGCCUCCGCCUCCGCCGCCACCGCCACCGCCAAUUCUGCUGUCGACACCGCCCAGGCCCGGCUUGACGCCAUCCUUGAGCUCGAGCCCGGCCAGCGCGACAUGGCAGAUACCUGGCGCAUUGCCCUCCGUCCGCCGCCACAGGUCAGCCGCCGUGAGGCCGAGGACGCCGCGAUCGGCAGACUCUUGCAAGGAAUCGAACUCCACCGGCCCGGCACUUGGCGCAAGUCGGCCCCGCACCUGAACGAGCGCCACCACGCACUACAGGCGCACGCCAAGCUCCAGACGUACUAUGGGGACGACGGCAGCCGGCUCGUCCAGUUGCACAGUCGCAUCUCGUCCGGCGAGACCGCCGGCGACCUCAGCUCUUUUUACACCCGGCUCGACAUUCAGCUCGACACGCUCGAGUUUGGGCUUCGCUGGCUCGCCAUCGGCGCAUCGUCGUCCAAUGGCGGGCGCUCCAUCGUCAAGGAAGAGUUUUAUCGCAACGCGUAUCUCGCCGAGUUUCCCGCCGCCGACAGGAACACCGUCCAGCAAGACCCAGAGUUUGCGCGCUGGAAGAAGAACGUGAUGGGCUCGGUCGUCAGCGGCAGGAACAGACUCGUUCAGGUCUAUCUCAAGUUUGGUUUCCUCAUUCUCAUCGACCCCUUCUGGGACGCGCGCAAGCUGUACAACAACGCCCGGACGAGCCAGUUUCCCACCCUUGUCGCCCUCCUCUUGGACCAACACAAGGCAUCACGUUUGCCCUCUAAUCAGACCGUUGCCAGUUUCCUCACCAGUCUCAACUCGACAUACCGCGACCGUGCUCAGGACCUGUACACGCUCGAACGCGAGCUGUUUGGCGCGGCGGAGGAGGUGCCCGUGGAUGAGGGAGAGGAGGAGGAGGAGGAGGAGGAGGAGGAGGAGGAGGAGGACGACGACGACGACGAAGUAGUGUUUGAGCUCCCUCUGUACCAAGAUUAGGCCCAUGCAAUGCAUGGACAAAACAUAUCGAUCAUGUUGAACUUUUGCCACGUC
Schizophyllum commune H4-8 is the source of this 1276-nucleotide messenger RNA. RefSeq lists its product as uncharacterized. NCBI's taxonomy places the organism in Eukaryota, Fungi, Basidiomycota, Agaricomycetes, Agaricales, Schizophyllaceae. Bases 35 to 1222 code for a protein of 395 amino acids. The transcript is spliced from 3 exons. The record is from RefSeq and is a predicted model, not a curated record.